Molecule: messenger RNA, 1796 nt
Organism: Physeter macrocephalus (sperm whale)
Lineage: Eukaryota; Metazoa; Chordata; Mammalia; Artiodactyla; Physeteridae
Gene: ARFRP1
Product: ARF related protein 1
Exons: 8
Coding region: 158-733 (191 amino acids)
Biological process (GO): Golgi to plasma membrane protein transport; intracellular protein transport; protein localization to Golgi apparatus
Cellular component (GO): Golgi apparatus
Molecular function (GO): GTP binding; GTPase activity
Source: RefSeq, a predicted model, not a curated record
GGCUCCGCCCCUCCCCGGGUGGCCAGCCGGCGUCCCGUCGGGCGCCACGCAGGGUCAGCGCGGGGUCAGCGUGGGGUCGGAGGGUCAGGCGCGUUGCGGUUCCGACGGGUCCCCGGCUCCCCGGCUUCGCGGCCAGUCCGGGCGUGCGCAGGGCAGGAUGUACACGCUGCUGUCAGGCCUGUACAAGUACAUGUUCCAGAAGGAUGAAUACUGCAUCCUGAUCCUGGGUCUGGACAACGCCGGGAAGACGACCUUCUUGGAGCAGUCAAAGACCCGGUUCAACAAGAACUACAAGGGGAUGAGUCUGUCCAAAAUCACUACCACUGUGGGCCUAAACAUCGGCACUGUGGACUUCGGAAAGGCCCGCCUCAUGUUCUGGGACUUAGGGGGGCAGGAAGAGCUGCAGUCUUUGUGGGACAAGGAAGCACCCCAGAAGGGUCUUCCAGCUGGGGGCUGCCUCGAGGUGGCCGGGUGCCCACGGCUCAGCACCCCGUUCUGCUCCCGCCCAGUACUACGCAGAGUGCCACGGCGUCAUCUACGUCAUCGACUCCACGGACGAGGAGCGGCUGUCCGAGUCCAAGCGAGCAUUCGAUGGUCACAAGCGAGGCGCUGGACGGUGUCCCCAUCCUGCUGCUGGCCAACAAGCAGGACAUUGAGACUUGCCUCUCCAUCCCCGACAUCAAGACUGUGUUCAGUGACUGCGCCUCCAAGAUCGGCAGGCGCGACUGCCUGACCCAGGCCUGCUCGGCCCUCACGGGCAAGGGGGUGCGCGAGGGCAUCGAGUGGAUGGUGAAGUGCGUCGUGCGGAAUGUGCACCGGCCACCGCGGCAGCGGGACAUCACAUAGGCGCAGCCGGCCCAGGGCGCCCACCGCUCGUCCUGAAAAGCUCCUGCUGGCCCCGCGUCGCUGAUCCCCCCGGGGGCUGGGUUGGAUUUGCCUUGUGGUGGUUCUACUUGCUUUGUUUUUCUUCUAAGACAAACUUUUCUCUGUAUCCAGAAAAGCGUAGGCAUCCGGAAGCUUCUUCUGUCGAGGGGAGCUGGGGCGGCAGGGACCCCACCAGACCCCCACAUUGGGCCUGGACCCCGCCCCCGAGGCCCAGUUUUGGAGCCCCGGGGUGAGGCCUUGGCAGGCCACCACUCCCUUUGGAGCUGCUGCUCCAGCAGGCCUACUGGCCUGGAUCCUCGUGGGCCCUUGUGGGGCAGCUGCUUGGAGCUGCGUUUUUCCAGAGGUGUGGGGCCCUUCACAGUGCCCAGCGCUGCUCCAUACAUCGUGCCCACGGAGGGGGCUGGGGGGCCAUGGUUGUCCUCAGCUUCUGUCCCCUCUGAUCCUGGAGGUGGGCUGGCGGGCUGGUGUCAGCUUGAGGAAGACCUGGGGUUGCCUCCGUCCCUGUCCCGAUGCAGCCUCAGGACGGGGCAGGGGAGACCUACCUGGGAGGCUGUGUGCCCCCUCCACCGGCCCAGCCACCUUGUUUUGAUCUCCAGCAAGGACGGUAAAGCUGGGAGGUUGUGUUGGGAGUGGGCAUCCCCCCCAAGCCUGCCUGCCACCCACCUAGGAUGACCACAGUUACCACCUCGGGGGUUGGGCUGGUGGUGUGCUGGGCCUGGGCUUCCAGCUGGCGGUGAAGGGCGGGGUCCCCCUCAGGGCUGGGGCGAGCCACCUAGAAAUCCUUUUCCAGGCCUGUGUCCAGGAGCAGAGACCCUCUCACACGGCCCCUGCAGGAGGUGCCAACCCCCCGUGAGCCUAGCCGUGGGUGAAAUAAAGACAGUUGGAGUGGCUCCUGUGCACCUUUCCUCCAG